This is a messenger RNA of Pundamilia nyererei, 1130 nucleotides long. Its product is annotated as pyrin-like. Gene Ontology annotation, molecular function: protein binding. The record is from RefSeq and is a predicted model, not a curated record. The transcript has a single exon. NCBI's taxonomy places the organism in Eukaryota, Metazoa, Chordata, Actinopteri, Cichliformes, Cichlidae. Bases 45 to 1130 code for a protein of 361 amino acids.
CGCAGAUCACAGAUUUCACCAGGUAGUUCCCCUGAAAGAGGAAUAUGAAGCAAAAAAAAACACAACUUGGGAUAACAGAGGCUAAAAUUCUCCACAUGAUCCAAGAGAGACAAAGAAAAGUCCACGAGCUCAAACAAUCUUUAAAGCUCAGCACAGAAGCUGCAGACAGAGAGACAGCAAAUGGUGUUCGGGUCUUCUCGGCUCUGAUUAAGUCUCUGGAAAGAGCUCAGGCAGAGCUAAUCGAGAUGACUGAAGAGAACCAGAAAAGGACAGAGAAACAGACCAAAGUUUAUAUCACAGAGCUGGAGCAGGAGGCCUUUGAGCUGACAAGGAGACGUGAUGAGAUGGAGGAACUCUCACGCUCUAAAGACCGUCUUCGUUUCCUCCAGAGCUUCCCGUCCCUGAAAGCUGCUCCACCCACCAAAGACUGGACAGAUGUCAGCAUCUGUCCAGCAAUAUACGAGGGAAUCACAAGGACAGCUUUGGUGAAAGCUGUGGAUGAGCUGACAGAGACCAUCAAAAAUGAGGUGAAGAUGAUACGGGACGCUCAGUUCAACAACAUUCGGCAGAAUGCGGUGGAUGUUACUUUGGAUCCCGAUACGGCACAUCCUGCUCUCAUCGUGUCCAAUGAUGGGAAGCAAGUUCAUUGUGAUUAUGAAUGGAAGGAACUGCCAGACAGCUCAAAAAGAUUUGAACCUGCAAUUUCUGUUUUAGGGACACGAGGCUUCUCCUGUGGAAGACUUUACUAUGACGUCCAGGUUAAAGGAAAGACUGGGUGGACGUUAGGAGUGGCCAAAGGGUCGGUCAAUAGGAAGGGAGAAAUUAAACUUAACCCAGAGAACGGCUACUGGGCUAUAUGUCUGAGGGACAGAAAUGAGUACUUUGCACUUGCUGCCCAUCCUGUCCCUCUCUCUGUGAAUGAUCACCCAGAGAAGGUGAGAGUUUUUGUGGAUUAUGAGGAGGGUUUGGUUUCCUUUUAUGAUGUAAAUGCUGCAGUUCUUCUUCACUCAUAUACUGGCCAAACCUUCACAGAGAAACUUUAUCCAUUUUUCAGUCCUGGUAGUAGUGACAGUGGCACAAACACUGCCCCCCUAAUCAUCACUCCUGUCAAACAGCAAAGAUCGGACUAA